GAGUCGCUUGUGCUGAGCUGGAGGAGGAGGAGGAGGCGCUCACUCGCUCGCUGGCUCGGACACACGCACGUCGGGCAGCCUGGGUCGUGGUGCUGUUGAAAAGCUCGCCAGCAAAGGCUGCGUCGGCUGCGUCGGCAGCGGCGGCGGCGGCGGCGGCUUCUCGUUUUGUACGAGUUAAGAGAGCAGUUACAUUUGUUGUUGAAGCGAGUCGCUUGCCUCCAGGUCCGUGAAUGAGAAAACGAGAAGAAAUCUGCGGUAGCCGCGCAAAUAAAAGCAGCAGCAGCAGCAGCACCACCAGCACGGCGGAAUGACUUUGACGCAGCCAGGAGUGUUGAGUGCGCGUUAGGGGGGUCGGCAAGGACGAGAGGGACAACUUUCGGCGUGAGAACGUCGCCUUGUUGUUGUGUCUUGAAGAGACACGGGACUGCCACUUUACACACACGCGCAGAUCGCCGAGUGGAGCUCCCGGGGCCGCUGUCGCCGCGGCCGACGAUGCCCAAGGUGGUGGUCGCCCGCGACGGGACCGGGGGAGACGACGCGACGAGACGGCCCGAGAGCGGCGAGGUGUGCGCGGGCUGCGCGCGCCCCAUCGAGGACCGCUUCCUGCUUCGCGUGAGCGACGCGUCGUGGCACGAGCGCUGUCUGCAGUGCGCCGCGUGCCGGCAGCCGCUCACACGCAGCUGCUACACGCGGGAGCGUCGCAACUACUGCCGGCCCGACUACGACAAGCUGUUUGGCCGCAAGUGCGCCGGCUGCAUGGGCUCCGUGGCGCCGUCGGAGCUGGUGAUGCGUGCCCUCGAGAGCGUCUACCACCUGGGCUGCUUCAGCUGCUGCGUGUGCGAGCGCCCGCUGCGCAAGGGCGACGAGUUCGUGCUCAAGGAGGGACAACUGUUCUGCCGGCCCGACUACGAGCGCGAGCGCGACAUGCUCAGCUCCGCCAGCCCCGACGCCUCCGACUCCGUCAAGAGCGAGGACGAGGACGGCGUCAAGGGGAGCCCGGGCGGGGCCCCCGGGGCCAAGGGAGGGGGCGGCGGGGGGGGCGGCAGCGGCAGUGACGAGAAGGACCCCAAGAGGCCCAAGAGGCCGCGGACCAUCCUGACGACACAGCAGCGGCGGGCCUUCAAAGCCUCCUUUGAAGUCUCCUCCAAGCCCUGCCGCAAGGUGCGGGAGUCCCUGGCUGCGGAGACGGGGCUGAGCGUACGCGUGGUGCAGGUGUGGUUCCAGAACCAGCGAGCCAAGAUGAAGAAGCUCGCGCGCCGGCAGAUCCAGCAGGAGCAGGGCCAGAGUGGGCAGCGCCUGGGGCCCGGCCGGGGGGCGGCACGCGGGGUGCGGCGCAUGAAGGAGGAGGGCGAAGUGAUGAUGGACGUGUUCUCGCCGUCGCCCGUCGACAUGAUGUCGGGCGCCAUGGAGGGGAUGAUGUCGCCAUUCACGCAGCUGCCGCACGCGCACGUGAUGGAGGCCGCCUCCUCCUCGUACCAGCCCGACCCCUUCCAGCAGGGCCUCACGCCCCCACAGAUGCCCGGCGAUGCCAUGAACCCCUACGGGAGCGACCCCAUGUUUCAGGAGAUGGAGGGCGACACUUCGCUGAGCGGCCUCAGCGACUGCCUGCUGGCGUGUGUGGAGCCCAUCACCGCCCUGCAGCCGCGCGUCGGCAACCCCAUCGACCGCCUCUACUCCAUGCAGAGCUCUUACUUCACUUCCUAGAGGCCCCGUCACGCCCUGCGCAGCCCCCUCCUGCCCCCCCCCCCCCCACCCCUUGCCCUGCCUGGUCAGUGUGCGUCGUCGCACCUCCUCGCCGCUCCACCAAAGAAUUACCGAUCACCUCUUCCGGUCCAUCUCUAGGUCACGCUCUCUCUUCUUGUGCUCUUCCCCCCGCCUCUCUCUUUCUCUCUCUCUGUCUCGUUGCUUGUCUGUGCAUCACGCACGGAGCUGUCGGUCUACUCUCCUCUCUCCCGUUCUCUGUUUGCUCUUUUUCCCCCUCUCUCACUCGCCUCUCUCUGCCUCUCUGUGUCUCGAUGUCCCUCACUCUGCCUCUGUCCCCGUAUCACUCCGUCUCUACUCCGUGUACCGUAUCACUCCGUCUCUACUCCGUGUACCGUAUCACUCCGUCUCUACUCCGUGUACCGUCUACUUUUCUCUCCCCAUCUCUCCGCCUUCCUUAUCCGCUCGUCUCCGACCCGCGUUGGUGUCACACCCAACGAGGCGGGAGCUUCUGCUUCAUCCAGCAGUGGAUGGCGGUUGGCGACGGCGGUGACGGCGAUCGCGACGAGGCCGAUGAUGGCGUCUAUUGACGGCGGCGCGGAGGAAGGGAAAGGCCUCGCUCGCAGGCCGCACCGAAACCACCCCCCCUCCCCCCCCGUGACGAAUCGCUCUCGUUUGCGCCACGCGGAGAAAACACCGUCAGUCUAAACGCCGCCCAACCGAAGCCGGUGACGUCUCCGCCGCGCCGGAGAAUUUGCUCGACUGAGACGGAACGUGGAACGCCAUCGCGGGACGGGACGGGACGGGGGGGGUGGUUGAAGGAAGACCGGGAGAACUCUUAGCGGGAUGAGGUUCCCCGCCAUCAGGACGUACGCCCGAGCAAGACGAACCACAUUCCACUGCAUCGGCAAAAACUGGGGACUGCCCAAUCGCGCGCUUCCCGUUCCGCAAUUUACCAUUCACUUGGUUUUCAUUUUGUUCACGCGAGCGCAGCCGCCACGCACAGCGGAGCAGCAGCAGCAGCACUGGGACCCACCCUGGGUGGGGCUCGUCGUUUGACGUCUUCACCACGGAACCCGCCACGCUACACAAAAACACAAAAACACAAACCGACACGCAAGCGUCGAUGUCACACGCGCGCGCUCGUCACUCACGCACGCGAAGCGUCGCCCUCGCACGCAUGCACAUGAGCAUCGUCCGAUCUGCCUCUCGGACCGCUGCUGGGGCAAGUGUCAUUGGCGAGCGCCUGCGUGAAGCCUGCGCUACGACCCCAGGCCAACACCGCGCUCCGAUGCCUGGCACGUCAGAGGGGUGAGGGGUGGGGGCGAUCGGCAAACGAACUCUGACUUGGGCUUCCUCGAGAUCGAAGUCGAGCAACGUCGGCAAUGGUGGAGGCGAAGGGCGAUGGGGAAAUGCGAGGCCCCUGGUCUCACCGCCCCCUUAACGCGCUGUGCCAAUGCAGAGAUAUCGACGUCACAAAGACAAAGAUCCCCUCCCCCACCCUUGUAUAGCUUCAUACACUGUUAGGGCAAGUGCUGUUAGUGAUUGCCUAUUAAGGCCAGCACAACGUACGAGGCGGUGGUGGUGGUUCCAGCCCACAUUUGUCCCCCCCCCCCCCCCCAUUGCUGGUGUUUACCCCCCACCCCACACACCACACCAGACUGAGUUGACCUCUGGGGAAGCCCAGGGACUGGUUCGAACAUCGCUCGCCCACUGAUGUUAGCUGUAGCCAGGAAUCAAACUCAGGUUGUCGGGUUAGUAGCGUGGCGUGCCAACCACUUUGCUACUGCUACCCACGACAGAUGGAUAUGCGCAGACGCACGCACGCACGAUGUACAACAUGUGCACUCGGCACACUGACACACUCGGGUUGUCACCUCUAAGGCGCAAUAAACCCCGGGUGCAUCGUGGUAACAGGAAUUCAUCGCAGUGCCAGAAGCAGUAAAUUGCAUUUGUAAACGUGUAGAUGCAUUUUUUUCUGGAGUGGUGUGGCUGUCAUUAUCAUGAUUACGACGCAACUGACAAAUUCUCCAGGACAGGAGCUACCUCAAGCAGAGGCAGAAAGAGUAUCCUGCGAAUAGCCAGUAGAGGUGGCAACCCUACUAACCACACACGUACACACAAAGCGAAAGAUCCCCCGCGUAUAGUCUUUACAGAAUGUUGGGCCAAGUGCUGUUAGCGAGUAGCACCUAUGAAGGAUGGCACGGCACACGAAGGGGUGGGUGGCCAGCACCACGCCAGGCCGCCUUUGUCUCCCCAGUGGCGAUGCUUUUACACACAGCACCAGGUACUCAUUUGAGGCUGAGUCGACCUAGGGGGAGGCCCAGGACCAGUUCAGAUAGUCGUCGCCGGUGUUGGCCGUGAGCGGGAAUCGAACUCGGGUCGCCAGAUUCGCAGCGCAGCGUAGCGCUAACCGCUACACCACCGCUCCACACACACACACGAUUAGCACGGUUGGCUACGUGCGGUGCGAAAGAAGAUCAAUGUGCAACACACACGUACACAACUCACAAUCACAUUCCUGAGCGAGUCGUUAGAGGCUGUGAGCUGCCGGCUGAGUGUUACCUCGAUGCGCCCCCCAACUUCUCUACCCCCCCCAGGAGUGUGGAGCCCCCCGCCCCCCCUCGCCCCCCCCCCCUCGCCCCCUCCCCCGCACCGCCACCACAGUUCCAACAUGCACCCCUCCUCCCCCCAAACUCCGUGAAGUCUCGAUUAUUCACACGUCUGUGCAAUGUAUACACAAUGAUUGGUAGAGUUUCCCGAACUGGAAAACAACAACACGAUGUAUGACUCGAAGAAGAAGAAGGAGGAGGAGGAGGAGGAGAAAAACUUUUUGAAAAUGUUUGAGAAAAAAAAUAUUUUAAAGUGAAAGGAAAUAAUUGAAAGAAUUUCGUUUUUGUUUCUCGCUUAAGUUCCUUCCAAAUUGCUUCAUUUAACUGUAUAUUGUGAAGUAGCGUACUGUAAAUAUAUAUAAAGUAUAUUUCACUAUUUAUAUGACCAGUUUUUAGUUCAGCAAGCACCAUCCAUUCAUUCCUUUUCUUUCGUUUAGGGCCUCCGCAGUUUGUGAUGAAUUUAUCUUUGGCUUCCCCAGGGGGUUCGGGGUGUCCUUUGUGUCACUUGCCAUGCCAAUUAGCGCACAAGCAUUCCAGGGGCAGUCUCGUUGUUGCACAGUGGGCCUAUAACUCCGACUCAUGGCAUUUGAUUGUGCGGGAUUUUGGGAGACCACAAUUUUGUUCGGAUUGAAGCAGCAGCACAUUCGGCCGCGCCUUUUGCGAGAUCACCCUCGGCCAAUUAAGACGGUAGCUUUUCGCAAUCGUUGUGUUCGGAGUUGAGAAUGCAAAAGAAAUCUUGAAUCGCAGCUUCGUCAAGUAACGAUUUAAAGUUUUUUUUUUAUGAGCCCAGAUUGACGGGCAAGGCGGGGGCAGACAUUUGCGAGAAUUUUAGUUCAUGGCAGUGUUGGGACAAAACCGUUGAAGCUUUUGUCAAUGUUUUGUAUUACCUUAUGAAAAAAAUCAUUUUCUCUUUUAAAACAACAACAACAACAACAGGACAACCCUGGAACUGGAUGAUAAUUGCACGGGUGUUUCCUCCAAAGAUGGUGUUUAAUUCGUGAAUGUUUCCCAGGUGAAAGUUGUAAAAUCGUUGAGUCGGCACCGCUAUCAGCCCCUGUCUUGUGCCUCAUUCACAGCCACAACAACUCCUUCCUGCAAAAACAGUGGCAUUUGUGUUCGGUCGGGUCAGUGAAAUCACCACCGUUACGCUACACAUUUAUUUAUUGCCGGUGACGUUGCAAUUACUGUCGCUAUUUUUCUUUAGUUUUUUUGUUACAAUAGACUGGUUCCAUUUUUUGGAGACUUUCCAGCAAAGAAAACGUUGCACAUGAACCCAGGUUACAGAGCUGUUCUCUAGCACCCGGGAACGAAACCAACAGUGGAGGUGACAGCGAUUCAGUUUCAUCCAAGCUUUUCACCGGUUUUAUCCACAAUUCUCUUAAUUGUUUAGCAGCUGCCACUGUAAGCUAAACACUCACAAAGGAGGCGGCACAAUAAUUGGGUCAUAUUUAUACGAGUAUUUAUUAGGUUGUACUACUUCUGACUGUGUUCUAGAAAACCAAAGCCUGCAGUAGGCCUCACUUGAUGGGAAACCUUGGCUUACUGAUAUUUUGUGUUAGCAGUUGUUUUGUCGCGAAGAGGAAGGGAGUGAAAAGGAGGGGGGGUUGCACUGUGUGCUGGCAAGGGGUAGUGAUGUGAUUUGCAAGUGGAUAGCGAAGCAGGGAAAUUCUCCUUGAGACACGGAGGCUAUGUGUUGGAGUGAACGGCUCUUCUCGUGGUGGCGUUUCCUUCAUCAUUUCGCUCCCCGUGGGAUCACCUCGUCUGGGUUGAAUGCACAAUGCAAAUAAAAAUCAUUCGGCGUAACCACUUUGUGAUAUAAGUAAAUACCACACAAUCCCACAGUUUUUGUGUGUGCGUGUGUGGCUUUCAGGAGAAAAUAACUUUUUUUUUGGCUGCCAUUUAUCUCGUGUCAGUCUGCGGAGCAGCGAUGCGUUAAACCCAAAAGCGAGCAGCGUUCCUUAAACUUUGCAAAUGAAAGCAAUUGUAAUACAUUACAUUUUUUCACUCUGACAACGAAAUGACGGCCAAUUUGUGUCAAAAACGGCAACGGGAAAUUUGCCUUGGGAUCAUUCUGCAACGACCGCCGGCAUUGUUACAUCGGCAAAGAAACAUCCUCCUGACCCCCCCUUUGCAACAUAUCCCCUCUCUCAUGUCUCCGCGCAAUGGGACCCAUUUGCUCAAAAGUGUAAUCUUAAUUGGAGAUCAGUGCUGGCAUGUUAACCCGCGCUCGUUAUUCAAUCAGUCCCGAGGUCACCGCGUCGAACCCCGCGUCGGAGAUAACGCGGUCCGCACACGCGCGCACACAAAACACACGGAGCCAAAACGCGAAAUUCGAUCAUGAAACAAAUCUGUGCGGAGGUAAAGCUGAGAAUAAUUGUGCAAGCCGGGUGGGUUUUUUUGUGUAGCUGUUCUUUAUCUCAUUAAAUAAAACAUAUGGGUGGGGGGGGGGGUCGUUUUGUUAAACAAAAGAUAACGGCCAUCCGUCGAAAUGGAUCAUGUGAGCGAAUGGAACUCUGGUGCCCUCAGCGUAUGCAACACAAUCGCUCGCUACUUACCGUGGGUACCUUGGCGGUUACAAAUUAAAUGAUGGCUAUCAGAGUCCACCCUUGAGCUUGCAUUACCUUGCCGCCGCUGCUGAGAAGUUAGGGGGUGGGAGGGCACCACCAGGUCUUAAAAAGAAACCCGUUUGAACAACACAGUUUUCAAUAAAUAAACCACACACACACACAAAAACGUAUAAACGAUAUUUUUUAAAACGUGAAAUUUUACUCAUUCGAGGCUCUGAAACGGAGUGAAAAUAAUCUCAUUGGAAAGCGAGGGGUUGUUGUGGAAAGGUGUUAAGUGUUAAACGUAUUUAUACACACACAUCGCGCUGAAAGGUUUUUCGUUAAAAGUGAGGUUGACAAACCCGAGUAUUUAUUUACGUUUCGUAUUUUUUUUAAAGGAUAACACGCGGAGAGGUUGGCUUUUUACGGGAAGGCGGUGCGUAUGCCCGUAAUCCAAAGACUUUGGGGUUGGUGAAACGCGCUGAGAUCUCAUGCCAGAGAUACACCCACCCACAGGGCGACGUGACGGUACAGCAAGUGGGUUGCUCGCCAAAACGUUUGAGCGUCUUACCCUGCAAUGUUGGGUUUUCUCGAGGCACGCUGCUUAGGAUUUCCUCCCGACGUUCAAAAAUUCUCGGCGAGAAAUUUGGCUCGAAAUUCCUGAACGGGGCCCUCCUGACAAGAGUCGUGAGACUUGGAGAGCAUUUUUCUGAGCAAAUUGUCACUUUCUAUUCGAAAACUUUUUUUUGUUACAAUUAAAUUGAAGACCCCGCCAUACGAAUGUGGAGUUGUCACCACGGGCUCAGUGUCGUCAGUGGGCAUGAACACCGCCCCCCCCACCCCCCAUACGUAUUUGAGGAAACCGUUUUGAUGGGACGACAAAUUACCGUCCCCAAACCGCUAAACAAAUCUGAUGGAAAUGAACAUUCGUCAAGAUGAGUAAUCUUGUUUUCACAGCUGUCUUAAAUAAAGUGGUCCUCCCCCCUCCUCCUCGCAGCCGGGGACAUCGAUCACACCUGCCCUGAGCAGUUUUGGCGACAUCAGACGAAAAAAAAACCUUUACUUAAAAUCCCGCAUCAUUUUGAGUGAGCCCAUCAUCAUCAUCAUCAUCGGUGUCAUCGUGAUCAUCAUCAUUAUCAUCAUCCACAGUCGGAACAUUCCCCCCCCCCCACCUCCCCCCGUGUGUUGGCUCUGCUGUUGCUGGUGACGAGGAAGGAAGAGCUUUAGGUGUGCGACUAUGGCGAUCAGAAGCCCCCCGUUCGUGUCUCGUCUGAGCGUUAAGUGUCGACCCGUGUGUGUGUCGAGGAAAGCAGGCUGCUUUGUAUUGUCCGUGUAAAUUGUAGACAUGUUUGAAUAAACUUUUAACUGAAUCUGUA
Lethenteron reissneri (Far Eastern brook lamprey) is the source of this 8235-nucleotide messenger RNA. RefSeq names its product LIM homeobox transcription factor 1 beta (gene LMX1B). Lineage: Eukaryota; Metazoa; Chordata; Hyperoartia; Petromyzontiformes; Petromyzontidae. The record is from RefSeq and is a predicted model, not a curated record. Gene Ontology annotation, biological process: regulation of transcription by RNA polymerase II; neuron differentiation. Gene Ontology annotation, cellular component: nucleus. Gene Ontology annotation, molecular function: DNA-binding transcription factor activity, RNA polymerase II-specific; RNA polymerase II transcription regulatory region sequence-specific DNA binding.